AUGGCGGUCGGGGUAGCCUCACCGGCGGUAGGGCACGACUCGGCGGCGAACGGCGGCGGAUCGAGGGAGGAGGGAGCGGCGCCGGCAGAGGAAGGGGCGCUGGGAAUGCGGGUAGAUGGGAACAGGGUGGCGGCGCCAGUGGAUGGGGCACCGGCGGCGGCGGAGAUCGCCGUGGAAGGGGAUGAGGCGGAGGAGGAAGCGGACGAGGAGGAGGAGGAGGAGAAGUGGCUAGGACAAUACUCCUCUACGCAGAGCAUACCGCUCGUCGGCGACGGGAACUUCUCGUUCUCGCUGGCGCUGGCCACAGGGUUUGGCUCCGGGGCCAACCUCGUCGCCACGUCGCUCGACACCUACGAGGCUCUGCGCAAGAAAUUCAGCAAAGCCGAGUCUAAUAUAACGGGCCUGAAAACUUUGGGGGCUACUGUUUUGCAUGGCAUUGACGUGAAGACAAUGAAGUUGCACACUGACCUGAAAAACAGACGGUUUGAUCGGAUUGUCUUUAACUUUCCUCAUGCUGGCUUCAAAGGAAAAGAGUGUGAGGUGUACAUGAUCAACUUGCACAAGGAACUGGUGAGGGAAUUUUUCCGCAAUGCACGCCACCUACUUCGGCCUUAUGGUGAAAUCCAUGUUAGUCACAAGACAGGAAAGUGUUACGACGAAUGGGGUCUUGAGGAUCUAGCGGCUGAGUUUUCGCUUAUUUUGGUUGAGAAAGUUGGUUUCCAAAUGGAAGACUAUCCCGGUUAUCGCCAGAAGAAAGGAGAUGGUCCAGCCUGUGACAAACCUUUCCCGCUAGGUAACUCUUUCACAUUCAAGUUCAAAAUUGGAGACUUGAAGAAGCGGAAGAAACGGAAUGGGAGAAGGGCUGGAGCAAUCUCAUCCGUUGGAGGCGACACAAGGCCAUGCCAUCCUCUUCCACUUUUUCAGCCAAGGUCUGGGCUACAGUUUGUUCCACGAGCUUACACAGCUCCGGUGCCCAUGACUCUGCCAUCUCAUGUAGUUGAUCAAAGGCAACAGCCAGGUAUGCCACUAAGCUUCGUUGGCAUACCGAGGGCUCCUUAUUUUCAUCAACCGGGCACUGCCCGUUCACUGCUCAGCACUCCAGGGUCAUCGCUGAUGAAUGCUUUGGGCACUCCAGGUCGCAUUCCUUCACCAAUGGGCAGAAUCUCAAGCCCCAGCUUGCUUGCUCCUCAGCGGCAUCCACGGUAUGAAAGGAGAAUCAUUGCUGAACCGCUAGGAAACAACACUGACUACUUUGCCUGCGAAUACCGAAGGAGUUUGGUCAGGGAGUACGGGAUGCAGAUGCAACUAAUGCCCGAGGGAACCAGCUUGAACUAUUAUGCCUUCUUGGAAGCCCGCCAAUGGGAGUCUCUUCAGAGACAGGAUCGGCUCCGCAGGAUGAUCGCAUACGGUUCCCAGUGGGACGUCGUCCAGACUCCAUAG
Molecule: messenger RNA, 1440 nt
Organism: Miscanthus lutarioriparius
Lineage: Eukaryota; Viridiplantae; Streptophyta; Magnoliopsida; Poales; Poaceae
Source: the annotation of a GenBank genome assembly